Messenger RNA from Gymnodraco acuticeps, 2027 nucleotides. It is a transcript of the gene nptna, whose product is annotated as neuroplastin a. Lineage: Eukaryota; Metazoa; Chordata; Actinopteri; Perciformes; Bathydraconidae. Gene Ontology annotation, biological process: cell-cell adhesion. The coding region runs from base 215 to 1060 and encodes 281 amino acids. Gene Ontology annotation, molecular function: cell adhesion molecule binding. The transcript has 8 exons. The record is from RefSeq and is a predicted model, not a curated record. Gene Ontology annotation, cellular component: cell-cell junction.
AGGUGGUUUCUUCCCUGCAUCGGGCUGACACACAGCAGAGAGCCGCACAGGUAGCUAGCAGCAGUGCCGUAGUCUCCCGCUAGUCUACCUAGCAACACUUCCCAUUACCCAGCUUUAGUGUGUGUGGAGCCUCGGUGAAUCCAGCUCACAUCCUCAUAUUCUGCUCAGGUCACCUUUAGCGCGCGCCUACCGGCAUUUUCUCCUGUCUCCGAAGAUGAUACCUGGCAAACGAAGAGCUGCAGUCAUGUCCUUCUCGCUGGCGAUUAUCGGAGCCCUGCUGCUGCAGACCGUGUCUUCUCAGAAUGAGCCGUCGAUCGCCUCCUCUGAUCACACCUCACUUCCUGUGGAAGGUGACUCUUACCUGCUGCAGUGUAACCUGACCAGCGCUCACAGCGUCCACCAGGAGAGCUACUGGAUGAAGAACGGGGAGGAGAUCGCAGAAACACGCAGCCCCAAUAGGAACACUGAAUAUUUCCUGAAGAAGCCGAGAGGAGACGCCGCAGGAGUGUACAUGUGUGUCUACACCUUCGAGACGGCUCCUCCAGCAAACGCCACCAUAGAAGUAAAAUCUGCUCCUGACAUUAUAGGCCACAAGCGUAGUGAGAAUAAGAACGAGGGCCAGGUCGCUGUGCUCUACUGUAAGUCUACCGGAUAUCCUUAUCCUAUCUGGAACUGGCGCAAAUUCGACAAUGGCUUUCCCAGGGAAAUUGACAACUCAAGCGGGCGCUUCACCAUCAGCAGCAGAGACAACUACACCGAGCUCCACAUCGCCAACCUGGACAUUAACUUGGAUCCGGGCGAGUAUCACUGCAACGCCACCAACAUGCUGGGCACCCGCGACGAGAAGAUCGUGCUGAGGGUCCGCAGCAACCUGGCCCCCUUAUGGCCUCUCCUGGGGGUUUUGGCCGAGAUCAUCAUCCUGAUCGUCAUCAUCGUCGUUUAUGAGAAGCGCAAGAAGCCCGAUGAUUUACAAGACGAUGAUGACCAUGCAGGUCCAGUGAAAACGAAUUCGACCAACAACCACAAAGACAAGAAUCUCCGCCAGAGGAAUACAAACUGAGCAGCCUGUCUGCUGAGUUUCAUUUCACAAAUGUAUUGACCAUAUGAAAGUAAACAAGAAGGGUAUCCAUACCAGUUGUUAAUAAGAUGUAUCUGCCAUUACAAGUAUGGAGAGUUCAAUGAGGCAUGCCUUAUGAUUUUAUUGUGUGAGGAUGCGAAAAUUGAAUUAUUAACAAUAUAACCAUUGUUGCUGCAUGCAGUUGUUGACGUUUAUGAUUUGUUUCCCCCUCCUAUCCACUAAUUUUACAUUUUUAAUACUUCUAAAAUAAUGCAUGCAAGAUGUUGACCUUCUGUUUGAUACAGAAAUGGCUUUUUUUUUUGCUCUUUUCUCUGAGAGUGGCUUCAUUUAGAUGAUCUGUACUGUGUGUUGUAGAGGAAAACAAAACUUGACAAUGUAAAAGAAAAUGCCACCAUAUUCUGGUAUGACAGUUGUGUACAGUUUUAUCAUUCCACUGCAUACCGUUUUACCUGAAGAUAUCUAUUGCAUUUUAAGGGCUUUGCAAUGUCCCUCUAAAUGUUAUUAAGAGUUACUUUACUGUACUGUAUGUAUUAAAUCACUAUAACUAUGUAUCAAAAUACCAUUUAAUAUAUAAAGACUAUUCAUAUGAUAUGAUGCACUUAAAUGUUGAGGAUAAUGAAAAACUGUAUAAACAACCUUUAGGAAAUCUGUACUAAUCAUCCUAACAUUGUUUUAUAAUUAUGUGUAUUGUACAGCAUGGCUAUUAUCCUAUGCAAUUAUUAUCCAUAUCAAUACCUAUUGAAAAAUCAUUGCAGCUUUUGAUUUCUCUGUGACAAAGCUUUAAACUAGUAGGAUCACCUUAGAGCGCUGAAGGCAAACCGCACAGCAGCAUGAAUACUUUACAGCUGACGUGGGAGGAGGCGGAGAAAGAAACAUGCGUCAGCACCGACACGUGAAAAAUCCCAAGGUCCCCAACUCAUUUUUAAGAAUAAAUAUCUCAAAAAACAAA